Molecule: messenger RNA, 4024 nt
Organism: Amoebophrya sp. A25
Lineage: Eukaryota; Dinophyceae; Syndiniales; Amoebophryaceae
Source: the annotation of a GenBank genome assembly
CGAAAAGGAAAAGCUGCAUGCCGUGCUAGAUCAGCUUGAAGAGAAAGCACCGACCAUUAGUGUCUAGGCAUUGACAGUAUGAGGAACAUAAUCGCACAGUGACAAACGCGCAACGGGAAUGUUGCAACUUCAGAUAAAAGAAUGUGUUUCUGAAACAAGCCAAAAUUUUUUUUUAGCCUUCCGAGUGAAGUGAGCAGCUACGCGAGGGAGUAUAGGGAGGUAACUGGUCGAAGCCAGUCGAGUAUUGGGGACUGGAAUUGCGGAAGCGAGUUGGUGGCUUCUCUCAGCGGUAGAAGCGACGAUUGCUUUGAUCAGCGCGGUUUUAUAGCGUGCAGCCUGUGCUGAUGUCCGCGAAAAGUGAGACCAGUGCUCUUGUGGUGCGAUAACCCAUUGGAGAAUGAACGAUCCUCCAUAAGAGGGUGCGGGGCACAUUGGGUUGCAACUGAUCGAGUUUCCCCGUUUUCCCAGAGCAGUUUGAUAAACCAUCAGAGCUACGCCGUGGUUACGCCGGCGCUUCCGCUGGCCACGACGGAAACCAAUUUUCGGCUUCCAACAAUAUUGUGGGCUAAUGAUCACCAGAGUGAAGACGCACCUUUUGCAGCAACAAGAUGACGCACCAUGGCAUGGAGUAUUCGGCUUUGGUCGGGUCCAUGCCGUCGCUACGGCAGGGGUCUUUUCUACUGGGGGAUCGUGACCCUUGGUAUGUAAUUUGUAUGGACAACUGCAGAUUUGUUUCAAUCCUCUCUCCCUUUCUCCCCCUUUGUGGUGCAAGUAUGAACAUAAAUGAACAAAGGGCAGUUCUUGAAAAGUGGAAGGACUGCAAUUGUAAGCAAAGUACGUAAGCAAAGUACAUGAUCUGUAAAUGCUCCUUCAUAAAAACGUCCUGGAAACUACACGACGAGUCUCUAAGGCUGCACCGACGUCCUUUUGUGUCGGAAAUAUGAAAGCGGGACAGAUCAAAUGGCGAAAUGUAAGUUUCGAGUCGGAACCGCCAGCGCGUGUCGGAUUCAGUUGCUGGCUACAACAGCUGGAAGGGCGCGAUUUCAUUUUCGUUUUUGGUGGACAAGUUGUGGAUGAAACGCGAACCGGUGGAGCAGGCAAAAUUCACUUUAAACCAUCAACAAAGAUGUUCUGCUGCGACGUCGAGCAAAAAAAAUGGCGCUCAGUAUUAAUGUCGGACCCAACGCCGCCUCCAAGAGCGCAUGCCUCGUGUUGUGCACUCUCUGAUGGUACAGCUACUCAAUUCAAAUUUUCCACUCUGAAUUUUUUCAAGCAGAAGAUUCCAACGGCGACAGAAUGGACAAAAUCAGGGUUCUUUUUCUUCGCGGUAAAAAGUUUUGGUCCUUCAGCUGCAAGGUCACCCCUGAUCUUUUCGACAGGUGCGCUUUUGGGGUUCGGCCGUGGGCUGCCCGAGCAAUUGAAGUUGGCGGACGUGUGGCGGUUUGACGUUUCUCAGGCGCGGAUCGAGUUUCCAGAUGUAGAGGGCUGCUACUGGCGACAGCUGGAGUACAGCUUUGGAGAGCCGAGACCAAGUCCCAGGCUCGGGGCCAGCUUUCUAGCGGUAAAUCCUAACACGCUUCUCGUUUUCGGCGGGCAAGUAGGUGCCGUGGGGUGCAAAGAGGACACGCUUGCAGAUGGUACUACCUCUUUCCUUGUUUCUAUAUCGAUCAAUCCACUUACUGUGCUGGCAGAUCGUCGUUGUUCUUUAAACAAUUCAUUUAAAGAUUGGUUUAACUUUAUCUGCUAUGAAGGACCACAGCCGUUUAUCUCGUCCGCAUCCACUAGAUAUGUGGCAGAUGGACGUUGCUAGUCGCAAGUGGAAGAGCAUUCAGUAUGCCGGAUAUUACCCUGGCGCGAGACGCGGCGCGCACUUCGUGCGCGCGUCAAAUACAGAGCUAAUACUCAUUGGCGGAUACACGUCGCCAGACACUGCCUCCUUGGAGAUAUCGAUGGACCCUGGCGGAGGACCACAAAUGAAGUCAGGGACGCAGGUAAGAUUCAAAUAUUAGAGCAGAAAGACACAAUGGCCCGGACGAUAUUCUCCUUCUUCUGGGAUUGUCGUGGUUUGUCCAGAUUUUGAUAAAAAGAUUCAAAGGUUUGGGUUUCAUAUUUAUUAAAAAUGAUUUUGGAAGAUUGACGAGAUUCAUUAUUUGCAUCCAGCAUCCUUCGCCCUCUUUCUACAACAGUCGAUGAUGACCGGGGGAGCGUCAACGGGCGCGGCUUCAGCCGGCGGCGGCGGGUGCUGCUUGGACACGUUGGUCUACGACAUUGAGCUUUCUAUCUUUACGCGCCCAGCAAUCGGGUUCCUUCCGAGACGGCUCUCUCCUAACAUCUGCGUUGCUGGUAAAGUGCCGUGUCUUUAUGAUCGAGCAGAAUUAGCGCAAAUGCAUAUGUUCAAUACUAAUACUAGACGGUAGCUAGUAGAAUAGGCUACGAUGCUGCUCCUCGACGUUUUGUACGUUGUUGUUAACUCAAAGCAGAACUGUGCUUUUUGUUUUCUUCAGCAAGAAAUAACUCUUGUCUUUUUUUGCACUUCGUCUGGAUCAGCCUGGCUAGCGCACCCAGUUAUGCUUGUACAGUGCUGCGACUCGAUCUACCUACUCUAAGGAAUUGUUCUGAACAAGCGCGACAAGCAGGCGGCGUUUAUCCAAUAUCCGGGCGCCAAGAAGCCACCGCCAAAAAGGGAAGAGCCAGCCGAGGAAAUGAUGCGGAAUGACGCUGAGCGCAUUCUCUUCUUAGGGCUGAAAAAUUUGGAUUUUUCUAUGAACCUGCGAUUCUUCAUAAACUAGGGCUACAUGCUACGAGCUCCUUGCUCAAGAGAAAUCAUCUUCACGUGUGCAACAUCAAAAUCAAUUGAAUUCAGUGCCUGUGCUGGUCUAACUCUUCGCACGAGGAAAGAAAUCGACGAGAUAGAGCAAAGUCUGCAAGGGGUCUGUAAGGAGAAAGCAGAUGUGAAAAGUCAGUUGGAUGAAGUUAUGGCUGCAAUGGAGCCCGCUGAUGAAGUGAGGGAGGCGUAUGACGAAAUUGAGCGCCGCAAAGCAGAAAUCACGAGGCAGGAAGACGUCGAAGGGGACCUCCUUAGCUGGAUUUCUGAGGAAACCACAUAUAGAAGAAAUGCAAGUCUGCUGAAUCGACACAUCAAGAAUCUCGUCGCAGCGGCAGAAGCAAAGCUAUUCUCCGAGCAGGUCUUAGAAUACUCGCUUGAGCAGGAUAUAGAUGACGCGCGAAGGCUGACGCUAGAAGCAGAUACUGAGACAGCGUACACGACACACGCGGAGCAUUUAGAGAGGCUGCGCAGUUUGCUGGAAAGUCCGGAGUUCAAAGAGCUACUUGCCUUAAGGUUGGCUGUACAAAAAUAUUUAUUCCCACACUAAGUUUUGAAGCGCACUGCUCAAUUAGAUUAAUAGCUUUUUUCUCAGUCUUUGCCCAGAAAGUGAAGAUGAAUGAAGUUGAAGAAAGUGAGACCAAGGAAAAACGAGUGGCAGAGAAUGAUGAACCGCACGCGCAGACGUGAAGAUAUCUAACCCUCGGCGGGGCCAAACGAGAGGCGCGGAAGAAAAAAAUUGAGAAGAUGCUAAAGGACUGCCUUCCAGAGGCUAUGGGAGCGACAGCAAAGUCGCCGGGUGCCUCACGGAAAAACAGCGCUCGCAGCCAGACUUCACUCCAAGGUUGAAGUUGAGAGUUGGUUUGGUAUAGUGACAGGUUUAUCGUUUUACUGCGCAAAACCAUGUGUGAAUAGAGUUUUCACGUGACAUUAGUACUGUAUAUCCGAGUUUUGGAAAAAAUCAAAGGACUACAUCUACAAGUCUUAGUAUCGGACAGUCUUGGUUCUUCACGUAGAGUCAGAGUGUGUGGUGACCCUCGAGUAGGAAGAUUUCCAUGGACGGCGUUGUUGAUAGAAGUUACUUUGCGAUGUCAGCUAAACGCCAGUUCAUUAUGAUUUCUUUCUGUGUACAAAAAAAGAACGAUUUUGAUGAUUUUGGAACUUUGGAAAGGUGGCAAAUGGCAGAGAGAGAGAACUAGC